AUGUCAUCCGAGCAGCAUACAUGCGAUGGUUGUAGUAAUCCCGCUUCAUCGUUUCAGUGUCCUCUCUGUCAGGCAGAAGCUAUCACUUCACGUGGGUUCUUCUGCAGUCAAGAGUGUUUCGCGAAGAACUGGUUAAAUCACCGUGGCACCUUUCACAAGAGUGGUGUAGUGCGGGUAAAGGAGCAAGCACAAUCUACAGCUAUAGAAGAGUCUACCAAUGGUCGUAAACGCGCAGCAGGAGAAACAAAAUCUACAGAUGCUGAUAAAAAGAAAAAACGUAAACUGAAGAAGAAAGAUGAAGAAAAUAGUGAACCAAAAGAGGAUGUAAAUGAUAAGGUAAAAAUGUCUGUUGUGGUACCAUGGUCUGUACUUCCACGAGUUUCUGAUAAAAUAGCAACAGUGGAACCAUCUCUGCCAAUUGGUAUUGCUCGUGCUGUAAUUGGGGGAUCAUCAUUAGAUCAUCGUAUUUCUUUCUGGUCCGCUGUUGUAGCUGCUGCACAUCAUAUAGCUACAGAACUUGAAUAUCAGAAAAAUCAUAAUAAAUCUUCAUUUCAGGUGUUAGUUAUAACAAGUGGACCACUGGAAGCUUCUGCAAUGGCAUGGGCACUGCGUUGUACAGGUCUAGCAGGAUUGAUGCGACUUGUUCUAAGUGAAGAAAAAGAAGAUUUGUCGAUAAACCCAAGAUCACAUUUUUCUGGAAAUGGACGAAUUGUUAUUACGACAGAAUCUAUUGUAAGAUGUGUCUCUAAUGGAUCAGCAUCCGCUUGGCUUCAAGAAGAAAGUUUAUUGGUAACUUUACCAGGAGUUACAGAAGCUGCAGACUUUCAGUCUGUUCAAACUCGUGCUCUCUUUUUUGUUUAUAGGGGUAAGUCUAUCAAUACAACAGAUGAUACUUGGUGUGAAGAAGAAGAAAUUUCUCAUCAUGUUAUCCCAUUAAAAGAGACUCCUGCUGAAUUGCAUAAUUUAUUUAAUUCAGUCAUUCUUCCUCCUGUGGAUAAUGUUGAUACUAAUGCUGAUGCCACUCUUGCUCAUUCUUCUUCCUUACCCACUGAGAAUAUUGGAGAGGUAAAUACUUUAAAAACUCUUCGAUUUGAUAAUGAGGUCUCUACAUUCCUUGCCCGUGGAGAUUUUCCCAAUGCACUUCAACAUCUUGUUCGACUCUACAGUUCACGACGAGGUGUUUUUGAGGAAAUUCUCUUUAACAGUUUUCUCUUAACUCUUGGAGCUGCGAGUGUGGCACAUGCUCAUCAUAUGUUGGCCUAUAUAUUGAGAUGUCUUGUAGAUCAUUCCUCUCGUUUUAAAGGUCCACAAGGUGGUACAUUAAAAGAAAUGGCAUUACGGGCUAUUUCAAGAGUUGUUCGUAUGCUUCCGCCUAUUACAACUUCAGAUGAAGAUGAUCAACAACAACAACAACAACAACAGAAAGAAAAGCAUCAAAAAGAAAUUAAAGAUAAAACAGGAAAAAUAGUUACAUCUAGUGGUACUCAGGGUAACUCUACUAUAUCUUCUUUACCCUCUGCAAUGGAGAAAAAUCGUCUCUUUAACUAUUAUGAAAAAUUACCUAACAUUCAACUUCAGGCUACUAUGUGCUAUUUAUAUCCCUAUGCAUCUCCUGCUAUUAUGGAUCUAUUAGGAGCAGCAUGGGGUGUUAAAAAAAUUCUUUCUGGUCCUGAAGCCCUAAAGAGUGCAGAUCAAAAACGUAAUGAUAUUGUACUACGUUUGCGUAAUCGAUAUGGAACGAAACUUGAUCCUGCUUUUGCCAAUUAUUUGGUUGUAUUAAUGCAUUUCUUGUAUGAUAUGGUUGCCAGUUACUCUCUUAGUGUAGAGGAAGUAGACCAUCGUACCUUGUGGUCUAUAACGCUAGCAGGAGAAGUUGGUCCUUUAGAGACAUUUCUUUCAAAUUGUUUUCUACUUCAGAAGGAUGAAACGACAACAUCAUCGACAUCAGAGGAAGAGGGAAACAAGAAAAAACAAAUAAAAACACUUUCUGGUCGUCAGAUACCACAAAAACCUGUAAGUCGUACAGUACUUCUUCGUGGUCAAGCCGUUCGUACGGCGGUUGUGGAGGAACCCGUUCAACUCUCAUGGGUAGAUUUACCUCUCACAGGUAAACGACAACGUGAAGUGGAACGAUUGCAGCGUCAAGCUGUAGAUGAAAUCCUUAUGGCCAUGCCACGAGUACCACGACCAAUGUACAUUGGUGAUGUUGGUAAUCUUAUCGGUAAAUGGUUCCGCUUUAAUGCUCGAUUUGAUGGUACUCUUGGUGUGAGUCUUAUGGAGUUUCUCAUGCAACACCCAGAGGCUUUCCGUGUGGUUGGGAAUCUCGUCACACGUCGUACCGCAGGAGUGGCCGAUCAAGUCAAGAUGCGCUUUGAUGAUGAUAGUGAUCACGACAACGACGGUGAUGACUCGGAUGAUGAUCGCAAGGCAAAGGAUCGCGCACUCCUCACAGGGGCCAAACGCAAGAGUGGUGGAAAGCCCGGAAAAGAUUUACCUUCACGAGCACGAAAGAAGGCAUUGGUGAAGGCAUUUAAUAAAUCACGCUUUGAUCGUAACUAUAAGCCGAUUGAUGCUUCGGCAAAGGUACCAGGAUACAUCAAGCGUGGUCCACGUAAGAUCAAGGGAAGAGGUCGCAAGGCUAAUUUGAGAAAUACCAAGCGUAGUUAA
Trypanosoma theileri is the source of this 2667-nucleotide messenger RNA. RefSeq lists its product as uncharacterized. Lineage: Eukaryota; Euglenozoa; Kinetoplastea; Trypanosomatida; Trypanosomatidae. The record is from RefSeq and is a predicted model, not a curated record. The transcript has a single exon. Bases 1 to 2667 code for a protein of 888 amino acids.